AUGAUCGAGCACCAAAUCGCUGCCCUUGCCGAAGCCGGUGUCACUAACAUUGUCCUCGCCGUCAACUACCGUCCCGAGAUCAUGACUGCUGCUCUGCAAAGGUACCCAUUCCGUUUCACUGCAGCCUACCCAGCUCUGACUCAUCUCCCAGUUCNNGAGCAACAAUACAACGUCAAGAUCGAUUUCUCCGUCGAGACCGAGCCCCUGGGCACCGCUGGUCCUCUGAAGCUCGCCGAGAAGAUUCUCGCCAAGGACGACACUCCCUUCUUCGUGCUGAACUCGGACGUCAUCUGCGACUACCCCUUCAAGCAACUGGCCGACUUCCACAAGGCCCACGGCGACGAGGGUACCAUCAUUGUCACAAAGGUCGAAGAGCCAUCAAAGUAUGGUGUCGUUGUCCACAAGCCCAACCACGCCUCCCGCAUCGACCGCUUCGUCGAGAAGCCCAUCGAGUUUGUCGGUAACCGCAUCAACGCCGGCAUCUACAUCAUGAACACCAGCGUCCUCAAGCGCAUCGAACUCCGCCCCACCUCGAUCGAGCAAGAGACGUUCCCUUCCAUGACCAAGGACGGGCAACUGCACUCGUUCGAUCUUGAGGGCUUCUGGAUGGAUGUCGGUCAGCCCAAGGAUUUCCUGUCAGGAACUUGCCUGUACCUCUCCUCCCUCACCAGCAAGAAAAGCCCCGAGCUCACAUCUACCUCCGAGUCAUAUGUUCACGGUGGCAACGUCAUGAUCGAUCCCUCAGCAAAGAUUGGAAACAACUGCAAGAUCGGUCCAAACGUCGUCAUUGGCCCCAACUGUGUCAUCGGAGACGGUGUCAGACUCCAGCGCUGUGUUCUCCUCUCCAACUCCAAGGUCAAGGAGCACGCCUGGAUCAAGAGCACAAUCGUUGGCUGGAACAGCGUUGUCGGUCGCUGGGCUCGUCUCGAGAACAUUUGCGUUCUCGGUGACGACGUGACCGUUGGCGAUGAGAUUUACGUCAACGGUGGAAGGUAUGCACUCUCCUCAAAAUUCCCUCCCGACUUGCGAAAACUAACAUCACUCGCANGUGUCCUCCCUCACAAGAGCAUCAAGGCCAACGUCGAUACUCCCUCGAUUAUUAUGUAA
Molecule: messenger RNA, 1107 nt
Organism: Aureobasidium uvarum
Lineage: Eukaryota; Fungi; Ascomycota; Dothideomycetes; Dothideales; Saccotheciaceae
Source: the annotation of a GenBank genome assembly